Molecule: messenger RNA, 255 nt
Organism: Penicillium olsonii
Lineage: Eukaryota; Fungi; Ascomycota; Eurotiomycetes; Eurotiales; Aspergillaceae
Source: the annotation of a GenBank genome assembly
CGCGGUCCAUCAAUGCCACCCCCUCCUCCAGCGCCUGGCUCGAGAGCACCUGGAGGACCACCCCCGCCCCCUCCACCACCUGGCUAUCUAUUGCCCGAACAACCUGGGGGCAUUCGUCAUGCAUGUCGUGGGAAUAAGUUCGAUCUUGAAACGGUAUCGUCCCCAGAUACUUGCAGCUCCCCUGACAGCCGCCAUCUACCACAAGCACCACAAGUUGAAAGUAUUUAUCACCAACUUUCUAAGUUUGUCGGAUGA